GUCCAGACUUAAGAAGAGCUGUCCCAAGCUGCAUCAUCUACCUCCUCCGGAAUAAAGCAAAGCAUCCAGGACAUUACUCCUACUCCCAACUCCUCCUACUUCUUCGAGCUUGUCCCAUACCCCCAAAUCCAGUCAAAAUGAAUCUCGGCGGCUUCGGUUCCUUGGCCCAGAACGCCGUCAAGCAAUUCGGCGGCGAGGACUCCAAAAAGGAUGACGGUGCCGGGUCCUCUGACGCCAAGUGGGCCGACGUUGGCUCGUCAGCCAAGAAAGUGUUCUCCGACUUUCAAGAGAAAGAAAAGAAGGGUGAAAAGCUCGACUACUCGGAGAUCGGCGAAGUGGCCAAGCAGGCCCAUUCGGCCUACUCAACCACCGACGGACCCAAGGAUGCAACCAGCAUCGGCAAGGCCGUCGCCCAGGGCCUCUUCAAAAGCGGCAAGCCAGGCGAUGAGCAAGGCUCCGGCCGUGACAACGAGAACUCCGGUCGCGAUACCCUGAGCUCCGGUCGCGAUACCCUGAGCUCCGGUCGCGAUAAUCAGACCUCCGGCCGCGAUAACCAGAGCUUCGGUCGCGAUAACCAGACCUCCGGCCGCGACAACGCUUUCGAUAGCGAGCGCCGAUCCGAUAACGACCGCCGGUCCGACAACGACCGCCGUUCGGAUAACGAGACUAGAUCAUCGGGUAGAGAGAGGCGGGAUGUCGAGGAGAGCAGACCCAUGGGACAGACACAGCGGCCAUCGGAGAACUAUUCCGGCAACAAGCCCGGAUCCGAUAGCUUCUCGGGCAACACGGAGAGCUUCUCGCGCAGCACGGAGAGCUCCUCGGGCAACACGGGUUAUGGCCGCCAAGACUCUGGGGCACGGGACGAAACUCGCCCCAUGAGAAGCGAGCACUCGACCCAGGCUGGGGGAUUCCGCGGCAAUUCUGGCGAGAGCAACGAAUAUGGCUCGAACAGGAAUGAGUUCAAGACCAAUGACGAUGAGUUGCGUGGCAACUCCGGAGAGCGCAACGAAUCCUCGCGUCGCUACUAGUCCAAGAUGUGAGCGAGUCUAGUCUGGGCCGAGGAUUGGGAGGGAUUUAGCUAAGGAGAUAUCCAUUGGCGAAGGCACGUACUUUCAGGAGGGCAGUGAGAGUACCAGCUGAUAGUUUGAGCCACUCUUCCUCAAGUUUGUCAGUAAUGAUCAUGAAAUGCUGCGGGAUCAUGUCCCCUUGUUGAAAAACGCUGCAUUCUUAGGAGUUUGAGGACCGUUUGAUGCAAUUUCAAGCAGUCGACUCCGACAUAUUAACAAUAGUGAAGCUCUUAACCUCCAUGGACCU
Molecule: messenger RNA, 1314 nt
Organism: Phialemonium atrogriseum
Lineage: Eukaryota; Fungi; Ascomycota; Sordariomycetes; Cephalothecales; Cephalothecaceae
Exons: 1
Coding region: 138-1028 (296 amino acids)
Source: RefSeq, a predicted model, not a curated record